Messenger RNA from Solenopsis invicta (red fire ant), 3251 nucleotides. RefSeq names its product solute carrier family 2, facilitated glucose transporter member 8. Gene Ontology annotation, cellular component: membrane. Gene Ontology annotation, molecular function: sugar transmembrane transporter activity. The record is from RefSeq and is a predicted model, not a curated record. Gene Ontology annotation, biological process: carbohydrate transport; transmembrane transport. The transcript has 6 exons. The coding region runs from base 157 to 1752 and encodes 531 amino acids. Lineage: Eukaryota; Metazoa; Arthropoda; Insecta; Hymenoptera; Formicidae.
GGUCUAGGUCUCGAGACGUCGGCCGUUGCAUCUUCUGCAUCGCGACCCGCGAUCGAGAUCGCGUUUCGCGCGAGGAGUGCGACAAAAGAAAAGAGUGGGAGACAGAAGUGGUAACGGAUCGGAGGAAACCGAGCGAGAAAGAGAGAUCGAGAGAAAAUGACCCCCACUCAUGGUAACGAGAAGAUAGAGGGGCGCUCUUAUAAAGACUAUGCCUACAGCCCUGUACCAGUGAGUUCCCCUUCGGCGGUGUGCGGUACACCCCCGGUCAGAGAGUCCGUGGAGUUAAACAUCCGCGACAGGACGUCGUUACGCACCGUCGGCCAUUGCUGCCCCGAGAACAUGACGGAGAAGGGUUCCAAGUACGUCCAGUUCCUGGCCGCUGCGGCGGCCAGUAUAUCUGUCGUCGCGACUGGUGCUAUGAUGGCAUGGACGAGUCCCAUCCUUCCUAACUUGGAGAAGGACGGCGGACCUUUGGGAUCGCCGAUAGACGGUGAUCAAAGUACUUGGAUAGCAUCUCUGAUGACCCUCGGUGUUAUUCCUGGCAGCUUUGUGGCGGGAUACUUCGGAGAAAGAUGGGGUCGUAAACGAACGUUGUUAUCUUGUGUAGUACCCUUUUUAAUUGGAUGGAUACUUAUCGCCACUGCAAGUCACAUUGCUCAAUUAUAUGUUGCUCGAUUCAUAUUUGGAAUAGCCACAGGUUUCGUAUUUACUCUCCUCCCCAUGUAUUGUGGUGAAAUUGCUGAGACUUCCAUCAGGGGAGCGUUAGGCUCUUUUCUUCAGCUCUUUAUCACCAUCGGUAUGCUGUAUUCUUAUGCUAUUGGACCGUUUGUUAGCUAUACCGUCUUUUGGAUUGUCUGUGGCAUUCUGCCAAUAAUUUUCUUCGUCUGCUUCAUGAUAAUGCCGGAGUCUCCGUACUUUCUUCUCGGCCAAGGCCGCAGAGAUGAGGCAAUCGCGUCUUUGGCAAAGCUCCGGAGCACAUCCGAAGCGGUUGUCCAGAAGGAGGCCGAUGAAAUACAAGUGAUAAUCGACGAAGCUUUAAAGAAUCAAGUUAGCAUCUCAAUCCUGUUCAAAGUGAAGGCAAACUUCAAAGCGCUGAUCUACACAUGUGCCUUAGUUGCCUUCCAGCAGUUCACCGGGAUCAAUGUUGUGCUGUUCUAUAUGCAAAAUAUCUUUGACGCUGCCGGAGGUCUCGUCCCAAAGGAGCAAGCGCCAAUUAUUAUCGGAGCCGUGCAACUGUUAGCUUCAUCGAUAACACCUGUAGUUGUUGACAGGUCAGGUAGAAAAAUGCUCCUUAUUUUCUCCGGCAUCGGCGAGACAGUCAGUUUGAUUGCGCUGGGUUUGUACUUCUAUCUGAAGAACGUACAACAGGCAGACGACGUGGUAGAGCAGAUAUCCUGGUUGCCAGUGGUCGCGCUUAUCAUCUUCAUCGCCACGUACUGCGUGGGCUGGGGGCCUCUUCCAUGGGCAGUGAUGGGCGAAAUGUUCGCCUCAAACGUCAAGGCUAAGGCUUCCAGUAUAACGGUCUCCGUCUGCUGGCUUUUGGCCUUCUUCAUCACCAAAUUCUCCAACAAUCUCGACCAGGCGUUUGGCAAGCACUUACUCUUUUGGACGUUCGGGGUAUUCUGCGUCCUCAGUGUCCUAUUCACGGUGUUCUUCCUGCCUGAAACGAAAGGCAAGACUCUUCAACAAAUCCAGGACGAACUCAAUGGAGUGUCUUCGACUACGAAUAUCGAGAACGGAACGAAGAAAUGAGGAAGGAGCAUUCACUUCGAUUAUCCUGACGAACGGUGUACACUGAACCGACAAAUCGCAAUACUUCGAAGAGAUUAGAUAUUUAUAAAAAAAUACUGUAAUGUAAAGUUUUACAUCUUUAUGAAAUAUCUAGGGAUUUGAUAUCUUUUACAGCGCUGGGUAAUCAAAUAGAGUAUUAGAAAUGCGGAUAUUACAUAUGCCUAUUGUUCUACUGCCAAAUUUAUAGAGACAUAUACCGUUUGUUUUCUGUUCCUGAACUCCCUGAAUUAGUGUGCACUUAAAAUGAAAUAGAUAUAUAUUUGAAAGUUAGUGAAAGCAAGAAAAAACGUUCCAGUGCAGUCUAGUGCAGGAAUAGAAAACAAGCCUAUAAUAGAUAAUAUAAGCAAAGGAAACAUCUUUAAGCUUGGACCAUCAAUUUUUUUUCUAAUGAAGCAAAGAAAAGUGAAAAACAGAUCAACAAGCGAUGGUCCAAUGAUUUUAAUGAAUGAUAUUUAAGAAAUUCAAACAGAAUGAAAAGGGGAUAGACUCUAUUUUUGCUCACAUAUUCAAACAGAAGUAAUUUUAGUAUUUUCUACAACCAAAAAUAUUUCAUCGUCUUCCAAAUGCCUUUAACACGACACGGAACAAUUGUAUGUGUACAUAAUGGAAGUCAUAUCAUGUAUAUUUAUUGUAAAUGCGUUCGCGUUAACGAUUCCUCGAUAGGUAUCACUGUUCAUAAACUUUGUUUUUCCAGCACGGAAGAAUUUGUAACGUGCAAGUAAACGUUCCUACGUUUCCAAGCAAGUUCCUAUCUGGUCCGUGACUAAGAAACGCGAUAGAAUAAUAUGAUUUCUAUUUGUAUUUUAUCGAGACUUUCUAGUAUUAUGUAUGCUUGUGGAGAGACGUAGCGUAAAGUACAAAAAACCGUAAAAAAAAUUUUGCAGCGUAUUUCUCGUUUACGGAUGAGAGACUAGUCAUUUUAUAACGUUUGUAUGGAGAGAGAGAGAGAGUAAUUAUUAACGACGCGCCGAAGUUAUCGAUAUGUAAAAGAAAAUUUCAUAUAGACUAUCGUUGAAAUGAGAGAUCGUUGAAACUGCCAAUAAAAGAAUUGAGGAAUUUAAACGGCGUAAAAAGAAAGGUAUGAAGAAAUAUUGCUGAAAUUUUAAUAAAUAUUGACAACAACAAAGUCGUGUCAUCGAUAUAUUUAAUCAUUUGCAACGUACUACUUACAUAAUUUAAAUACGUACAAUAUAAAUCAUUAUAAUAAUUAAACGGACAAAAUAAUUUUAAGAAAUAAAAUCCAAACUCUGUAUUAUUAGUGUGUCGAUUUUUUAAGUUAUAUUAUUUUUAAGUAAUAUUGUAAUAUUGUCUUUACUUUUAAUUGAGUGAUAUACUACUUUUCAAUGUGUGAUAUACAUUUUUUCUUUGUAAUAAUUUAAUAGAGAUAUGACACAUUUUAAAUUUAAUAUCAUCUCAAUAUACUAUUAAAAAUUGUAAUAUAAAAUAUUUUAUAAAAAUAA